AAGAGAGAUAAAUCAAUGAACAGUCCAGAUCUUACCCAGACUUUUCACGGGCAGAUCUCAUCGCCUUUAAGAUGCCACCCUAGCCUUCAUCUCUUCCUCGCUCUGAAUAGGGUAGUCUCUCAAACCCUAACGUUUCAUUCUGCCUCGAUUUUGCGAUUCCGAUUCGACGCCUCUUUGUUUUGGCGGCGCGUGGGAUGGUUUAGUGGCGCGUGGUGGUCGCGCCUUGUUUUGAUUCAUGGUUUCUGGUUCACCUGCAUUGGAGAAUCGUUGCCGGAACUCUGCCGGCACCUGGUCGGGCUGCCCCGAGCACCUUUUCACAUGGCUUCUGCCGUCUUAGCCAAUCGGAACGAACCUGAUUGGACGCAGCCGAGAGGUGGCGCUAAAUUCAUGGGAAAAAUUCCUUUCUCUAACCCUAACCCUAAAUUUUCUAAAAAAAGACAAUUCCUCGCAGCACAUGCCGUUGACAUUGAUGAAUCGCCGGCCGUUACUCAAUCGGUUGCAUCUGAUGACGCUUCUUCCAUAAAUCGGAGGCCUAGCGAUGUCAAUUCCGGUGGGUACGUCACUUUCAACGUAGCCUCGUACUCGAAGAAGGAACUCACUGAGCUCAAAAGCCGCCUGCUCUCGGAGCUCGAGCAGAUUCGGCAGUUGAAAAACCGCAUCGAAGCCAACGAUUUCCACAUCAGAUCAAGCUCAAAGGUUUUGCCACCAAAAAAAUCAGCAAACAAAAAUAUUUCCGGCAACAAGCGUCCCGUGCCAUCUAGCUUCGGAAAUGAUUUUAAGAAAUCGACUUCAGAUCCGGAGAUUGCUCCACUGAUGAAGGGUUGUGGCCAAGUCUUGGCGAAGUUGAUGAAGACCAAGCACGGCUACAUCUUCAACAAACCGGUGGACGUGGUGGGGCUGGGACUUCACGAUUACCCUGACAUUAUCAAGCACCCGAUGGAUCUAGGAACCGUGAAGUUAAAGCUGGGUAAGAAUUUGUACGAAUACCCUCUCGAUUUUGCCGCCGACGUGAGAUUGACCUUCAACAAUGCGAUGGCUUACAAUCCUAAGGGCCACGAUGUGUAUGUCCUUGCCGAUCAGCUCCUUGGAAGAUUUGAGGAGUUGUUUCGUCCGCUGAAUAUGAAAUUGGGUGAUGAGAAGCGGCAAGAGCGGGAUUACCAUGAAGAGUUUCAGUCAUCUUCUUGGAAUCGUAGUGAGCCAGAGAGGGUGAGAAAAGAUAACGACGACUAUGUUGCACAAAAACCUUCAUCUGAGCUAGAAAUGAGGAACCCAGCAAGCGUCUCAAACCCUGAUCCGAAUGCACAAUCGACGACCAUGCAGAUGCCUGUGAGGACUCCAUCCCCGAUGCGAGCUCCACCUGUGAAGUCGGUGAAGCAACCCAAGCCAAAGGCAAAGGACCCGAACAAGAGGGAAAUGAGUAUGGAAGAAAAGCACAAGCUGGGACUUGGUUUGCAGAGUUUGCCGUCAGAGAAGAUGGAACAGGUUGUUCAGAUUAUAAGAAAGAGGAAUGGGCAUUUGAGGCAGGACGGUGAUGAGAUUGAGCUCGAUAUUGAGGCGGUGGACACAGAGACUCUUUGGGAGCUUGAUCGGUUUGUGACCAAUUAUAAGAAGAUGGUUAGCAAGAUUAAACGGCAACAUCUCAUGGGUAUCAAUGUACCUGCCAAUGAAGUCCACAAGGAGGAGGUACCUGCAAAUGAGAGAAUUGAAGUUGCAGCUGAGCCUAAGAAGCUGAAGAAAGGGGAUGCUGCUGGAGAUGAAGAUGUGGACAUUGGUGAUGAGAUGCCAAUGAGCAGCUUCCCACCAGUGGAGAUUGAGAAGGACAAUGGCCAUGCCAGCAGUGAUUCAAGCAGCUCCAGCAGCUCAAGCAGUGAUUCAUCCUCAUCAAGUGAUUCAGAUUCAGGGAGCUCGUCAGGGAGUGAUUCUGAUGAUGCACAAUCUUAACAUUUCAGAUUGUGAAGAAUGAGGAAUGAGGUAGAAGGGACGCCUUGAAGUUUUAAGUGAUAUGGAUGAGGAAUAUGUUUGUGUAUUCUCGUGCUGAACUGGCUUUGAAAGAGUUGAUUGAUGGCUUUUGGCUGAAAGUGUGGUUGACAUGGUUUGCAUUUUGUGGGAGAGGAAAGGCUUGGAAAGCAAAGGGAAGAAGUUCCAGUAGGUUUUAGACUUGAGAAAGGGUAGAGAAAAGUAGUGAACAGAGUUGUUUAAGUAGUUAGAGAGAAAAUUAGAAGGCUUGAAAUACCCCUUUUGUACACAUUACAACACUAAUACAUGAGUUCAUCUUUGCAUUGUCAAAGACUUUUGCAAUUCAAUCCUCCCUUUUAACAA
Molecule: messenger RNA, 2319 nt
Organism: Tripterygium wilfordii
Lineage: Eukaryota; Viridiplantae; Streptophyta; Magnoliopsida; Celastrales; Celastraceae
Product: transcription factor GTE7-like
Exons: 4
Coding region: 16-1941 (641 amino acids)
Molecular function (GO): protein binding
Source: RefSeq, a predicted model, not a curated record